Messenger RNA from Elaeis guineensis (African oil palm), 792 nucleotides. The record is from RefSeq and is a predicted model, not a curated record. Lineage: Eukaryota; Viridiplantae; Streptophyta; Magnoliopsida; Arecales; Arecaceae.
UUGCCAUUGUCGUUGUUUGGAGGUUCAGGAAACUAUGCAUCUGCUCUGUUUCUUGCAGCCUCCAAUGCAAAUAUGGUGGACAAGGUUGAAUCUGAGAUUCUUGACAUUGUUGAGGCAUCCAAGAGGAGCCCUCUGUUCUCGCAGUUUAUCAAGGAUUUGUCAGUACCUAGAGAGACUAGGGUAAAGGCUGUAAAAGAAGUAUUUGCUGAAGCUGGUUUUUCGGAUACCACCAAAAAUUUCUUGGCUGUCUUGGCUGAUAAUGGGAGACUUAGACAUGUAGAGCGUAUUUCUAAGAGAUUUGUUGAAUUGGCAAUGGCGCACAAGGGUGAAGUGAAAGUUAUUGUCACAACCGUUAUUCCACUUCCUGCUGAAGAGGAAAAAGAACUGAAGCAAACAUUGCAAGAAAUUCUUGGACAAGGGAAAACUGUAAUUAUAGAACAAAAGAUUGAUCCCAGUAUUCUUGGAGGUUUGGUGGUUGAAUUCGGGCAGAAAGUAUUUGACAUGUCUAUAAAGACAAGGGCAAAGCAAAUGGAGAAUUUCUUGAGGGAACCUAUUAAUUUUGGCAGCUUAAAGUAACCCAGAUUGGCAGUUCCUAGCAAGAUGGCUGACCUGGUAGACCAUUCGAUACAAUUCCUACUUGUCUCUCUCUGACUGAAAUAAAGUUUUGAGAGAAGGGCACUCUUAGUCUUAUAGGGCAUGGCCCGGCAUAAAUCUUUUCCCUUUUUUUCAUUGCUUGUGUCCUCAAAUUCAAGCUUUAAAGUUAUUAAGAGCGGCCGAUUUAAAUUUUUUUCA